Molecule: messenger RNA, 3062 nt
Organism: Vitis riparia (riverbank grape)
Lineage: Eukaryota; Viridiplantae; Streptophyta; Magnoliopsida; Vitales; Vitaceae
Product: sec1 family domain-containing protein MIP3
Exons: 9
Coding region: 164-2776 (870 amino acids)
Biological process (GO): vesicle-mediated transport; intracellular protein transport
Source: RefSeq, a predicted model, not a curated record
UUCAAUUAUUUCUUCUCUGAACGGUGCGUUUCGAUCGAUCUUUGAAUCAAGGAGCCCUUUGUCCUCUGUGAAUUGCUUGGAAUGAAAUUCUAAUCAAUCUUGCCACUGCAAAAACGAUGAGAAAGUUGCUUGCUUUCAUGUACUGAAGACUGCAGCCUGAAAAAUGGCUUUGGUCGAUGUGAUCAAGUCCUGCCUUGAUUCUAUUAACCAAAUAUCAGAUCACAUUGAGGGUGCCACUCUUUACCUAGAUGGUGGAUGCACAGAGAGUUUCCAGUUCCUUGGUGCAUUCCCCUUGUUACUGCAACUUGGAGUGCGGGCUGUUUGCAGCUUGGAGAACAUGUCUCCCCUUGAUUCAGUGGUUGACUGGAAACCAAAUUUUGAUCCCGUGAGGAAAAUUGUGGUCAUCACAUCACGUCUUUUGAGUGAUGCACAUCGGUAUAUCUUACGUUGUCUGAGCAUGCAUCGAGGUGUUCGCCAUUGCACAAUAUUUACAUCUAUCUCAGAGAUAGCUCAUUCAGCAUAUCCUGAUUCACCUCUGGGUCCAGAUGCUUUUCAUGAAUAUGAAUCCUUGCUUGUUCUAGAUUAUGAGGAGCUUGUUAAGAAAUGUGAGACAAAAUCCAGACAGUCAGGAGACACUAGCUUGCUGGAGAAUUUGACCUUGGAAGAUGAGGGAUGGUCACAACUUGGUCCUAUUGAAGAGAGCAUUUCUCAAAUUGAAGCUAGGCCAAGUCCAAGAGAUUUAGAUCAAGAUAAUUCAGUAGGUUGCAUGGAAGAUGUAGGGCAAAAAUUGGUUGUUUCUGUCCAUCACUUUCCUAUGAUUUUGUGUCCUUUUUCACCAAGAGUCUUCAUCUUGCCUUCAGAGGGAGCGGUUGCUGAAGCAUACUUAUCAACUGAACAUGAGGAUUCCCUUAGUCCUGGAUUGCCUCCAUUAAGUACUGGAUUGCCUCCUGAUGGCGAUGACAUUCCCCCUGGGGCAACUCUUACUGCACAUUUUCUGUACCACCUGGCUACCAAGAUGGAUCUGAAAAUGGAGAUAUUUUCCUUUGGCAAUUUGUCAAAAACAGUUGGGAAGAUUUUGACAGACAUGUCAAGUCUUUAUGAUGUUGGUCGACGUAAACGAUCGGCAGGGUUAUUACUCAUUGAUCGCACUCUUGAUCUUCAUACUCCAUGCUGCCAUGGGGACUCCCUUGUGGAUCGUAUUUUUUCAUCUCUGCCCCGUAGGGAAAGAACAACAUCCUCUACUCACAUAAAAGGCUCACAAACCCAACCCAAACAUCGCUAUGGUAACCUGCACCGACGUCCUCUUGAUGUUCAGAUACCACUUGGCAAAAUUCUCUGUGAAGAAGAUUCCUCAAGAGAUAAUAUCCGACUUUUGGAAAGCAUUGAAGCUUUUUUAUGUGGGUGGAAUUCUGGUAGCUCUGAUGCUCAAAUUGUAGAUUUGGUUAAUCUCAGUGCCAAACUUCACUCUGAAAAGUCCCCUCAAUCUGAGAUUGAGCUUCUGAGUGGAUCUUUUGUUGCUAUGGAAAAUUUUCAUGGAACGCCAUACCUGGAAACCAUACUAGAUAGAAGAAUGAAAGAUGGAACCAUCCUAGUAAAGAAGUGGCUUCAAGAAACUUUGCGUCGGGAGAAAAUGACUGUGAAUGUGAAAAUGCGUCCUGGUUUUGCCACAAAAUCUGAUUUGCAACCUAUGAUUAAAGCUCUUACUAAAAGCCAAUCAUGUUUACUGAGAAACAAAGGAAUUAUUCAAUUAGCAGCAGCCACACUCUUCACUCUUGAUGAAUUUCAUUCUUCCAGAUGGGAUGUGUUUACCAGUGCUGAGAAAAUAUUGAGUGUAAGUGCUGGAGACACAAGCCAGAGUCUUGCAGCUCAGAUUGGUGAUCUUAUCAAUAAGAGUGCUUUAGUGGGAUCACAUGAACAGAAGAAUGGAAAGAUGGAGCCCUCAGAAGGCCUACUCUCUUUUCAAGAUGCUUUGCUUCUAACAAUUAUGGGAUAUAUUUUGGCUGGUGAGAAUUUUCCAACAUCUGGUUCUGGUGGCCCUUUCUCUUGGCAAGAGGAGCACAUGUUGAAAGAAGCUAUUGUGGAUGCAGUUCUUGAAAACCCAGCAAUAGCAAAACUGAAGUUUCUUGAUGGUUUAACAGAAGAGCUUGAAGCCAACAUAAACAAGAUCAAAUCAGAGGAAGCCAAAGAGGAUUCUUUGGAUCAAUUAAAACUUGAUGAGUUUGAUGAUGAUCAAUGGGGUAACUGGGGUGAUGAAGAUGCUGAUGAUAAUAAUAAUAAUACUAAUAAAGAGCAUGUUUAUGGUGACAUGCAGCUGAAGUUGGAAUUGCGCGACAGGGUGGAUAACCUUUUCAAAGUCCUUCAUAAGCUGUCGAGUUUGAAGAGGAGGAAUAUACCCUUAAGAGAAGGGGCAUUGGCCGUGGAUAAUGACUUCAGUGGUGAUCCCUCCACAAGUAAAGGACUGCUUUAUAAACUUCUAACAAGGGUACUUGGCAAGUAUGAGGUACCCGGGUUGGAUUACCAUUCCUCUACUGUGGGGCGACUUUUCAAAAGUGGGUUUGGAAGAUUUGGCCUUGGACAGGCAAAACCAAGUCUUGCUGACCAGAAUGUUAUUCUGGUUUUUGUUGUCGGAGGAAUCAACGGUCUUGAGGUACGUGAGGCUCAAGAGGCAUUGUCUGAAAGUGGAAGACCUGAUAUAGAAUUGAUUAUUGGUGGUACAACACUUCUUACUCCGGAUGACAUGUUUGAUUUGCUAUUGGGGAACUCCAGUUACAUUUGAUUCAUACAAUAGUUUCAUUUGUUUUCUUUUUACAAUUUGGAGAUUGGUAAAAAAAAAAAACAGAGGAAGAGAAAAAGUUAACAAAUCAGGAAUGCUGUUUGCUGACAUUUCAGGUGAUAUGUGUUAAAUUGAAAGCCAUUUUAGUUUUAAUGUAAUGUAAUCUGUUGAUGAGAAGUGGGAAAUUGGCCCUAUGAAGAAGGGAAGAAAAAUGGGAAUGCUCCCAAUCAAUGUGAUAUACUUAUCAUUCAAUUGAAAUAAGAAAUGUAUAUUUGAUCUUGUGAUAUAA